GACUCAGGUUGGGGACGAGAGAGGAUACGGGAGCGCGUGGAGUAUGUAGCUGGGGAAUGUUUUCGGUCCGUGUUUUCGUCUAGGAUUUCACCACGCUCGCCAGUGAGAGUCGUCUGCGGCAUUAUGUAUCGUUGAGGAUGUCGACGUUCGGAUGCACUAUGAUAAUCAGACAAACCUGGCGACGCUGUUUGAAGAUCUUAGUCGGAUUCCUUCUUUUCAUCGUGUGUGUCAGGUUCUCUGUUCAACCACCAUGCAUACUUGGCUUCAUCCCACUCCGGACGUUUCCGCUAUUUGACGGAGAUGUACGAGUACCACCCGAUGUCACGGUGGUCACCGCCUACCUCAACCUCGGCCGUUUCAACAAGGGGGACCGAGGAACCGUGUUCGGUCCCACGUUGUAUCUGGAGUGGGCCACUGUGUACGAGCAUCUAAGGAACCCUCUGGUUGUGUACACCGACUCGGACCAGUUUGUCCGUCUGUUCACGGACAUGCGACAACACUUGAUGAACAUUACAAAAAUCAUCAAAAUUGAGAAAAAACAAUUAUGGGCGUUUGACCAUUUGGACAAAGUCCGUAACAUAUACUCUGACCCGAAGUAUCCAAAAUACCAACCCAAUACAGUGGUUCCAGAAUAUCCAUGUGUUCAAAAUGCAAAAUACUCGUGUGUUGAGAAAGCUAUAGAGAGUGACUUCUUCCAUACCAAAUAUUACAUGUGGGUUGAUGUUGGUUACUUCCGGUUAAUCACAAGCAGAAAAAGGGACUUCCGGUUGACACUUCCACGGAACUUUGACGAGAAGAAAAUAGCUCUCAAUCAAGUCAAUCUAGACUAUUCAAUGGAGGAACGGCCAGAAGAUAUUUUUAAAAUAUAUGUACGUGUGGGUUGGAGGGGGUCUUUCUGUCGCUGAGAAAGGCGUGUUUCGCCAGUUCAUUAAGGAUUACAGAAAGGCCGUGGAGCAUUAUUUGGACCUGAAUCUGAGCAACUCGGACCAGCAAGUUCUGUUUGCAAUGUCAACAAAGGCGGAACGUGCUAAACUGAAACUGACAGUACAGAUCAACCCUACGUCUGGGACGUCUGGGGCAGCUGCUGGUACUACCUCGGCUACCAGUGCUACAGGGAGGUUUGACGACAUCAUUGUGUAGGACACUUCCAUGCAUCACACACACCUAUGCCUGAUAUCCAUGCUCCUGUCAACCAAGAAUUUUCCCCGAUGUAUCCAACGCCCUUGUGUAUCGAUCACCUUGAUGUAUCGAACACCCGGUUGUAUCGAUCACCUUGAUGUAUCGAACACCCUGGUGUAUCGAACACGUGUACGUCAGUUCAGUGUUGACCCUAUCACAAAGUGUAUAAACCAGGGGUUUACACAGCAAAGUGCUUGUUCAAUUCUACUUAUCAGGAAGUGAAGGCCACCGUACAGGGCUUUAAACAUGUACAAAAUCUACAAAGUUGUAUUCUGCUGUUCUGGUCCAGGAGAAUACUUCAUCUCUCAUAAAUGAUCUUAUAAAGACAGACUUGAUGAUCAAAUGACA
Molecule: messenger RNA, 1527 nt
Organism: Haliotis rubra (blacklip abalone)
Lineage: Eukaryota; Metazoa; Mollusca; Gastropoda; Lepetellida; Haliotidae
Exons: 3
Coding region: 138-905 (255 amino acids)
Source: RefSeq, a predicted model, not a curated record